Lathyrus sativus (Indian pea) is the source of this 978-nucleotide messenger RNA. Lineage: Eukaryota; Viridiplantae; Streptophyta; Magnoliopsida; Fabales; Fabaceae. The record is from the annotation of a GenBank genome assembly.
AUGCUUCACCAAACUCACCUUCCUCUUUCACCCUUCAAUUCUUUCACUACACCCUCCUCUCCAUCUUCUCUUCACCCCUCUCCUCAAGUUGUAACAAAAAUGGAGUGUGUGAAUUCAGAAACAACUUCCUCGGAUUUUCAUGUCCAAAACAUAGCUCCUGUUGAUGAUUUCUCUGUCGAUGAUUUCCUCAACUUUUCCAAUGAAGAAGAACAAGAACAAGAACAAGACAUUCUCCAACAACCUCAACAAGAACAAGACAUUCUAGAAGAAAAACAACAACAAAACCAUUUCCAAGAUAAUACCCAAACUCAAAAUGACAUUUCACACCCUAUAAUCAAUAACCACUUUGAAUCAUUACCAACUACCGAACUCACCGUUCCGGUAGAAGAAGCUGCUAACUUAGAAUGGUUAUCUUAUUUCGUUGAAGAUUCCUUCUCACAAUUCUCCAUGACAGAGAAUCAUCAUCUUCUUCAACCAAAGGCUCCUCAACCAAAACCUACUUCAACGCCGUGUUUCAAAACUCCGGUACCGGGGAAAGCGAGAAGCAAGAGAACAAGAACCGGAGUUCGUGUGUGGCCAGUUUCGCUAGUCGAUUCAUCUUCAACUUCAAGCUCCACUGCUCUUUCCUCCUCUUCCUCGCACCUCGAGGAAUGUUCGAAGCCGCCGGAGAAAAAACCGAAGAGGAGGAUGGGUUCAAUGGACGGCGGCGAAGGGAGAGGUCUGCUGCGGCGGUGCAGUCAUUGUGGUGUUCAGAAAACUCCUCAGUGGCGAACCGGACCGGCUGGACCGAAAACGCUCUGUAACGCAUGUGGUGUUCGUUACAAGUCGGGUCGGUUGUUACCCGAGUAUAGACCCGCUUGUAGCCCCACCUUUUCGAGGGAAAUGCAUUCUAAUCAUCACCGGAAAGUUCUGGAGAUGCGGCGGAAGAAGGAGGUUGUUCCCGGUUCGCCACUUCAUCCGGCUGCUCCCGGUUCUUGA